AUGUCUAUUAAAUGGUAUACGAAAGAGACAUUCCUCUAUAAAAUAGUCAACAAAGCAUUGAGAACUGAAGACAUUGAACAAUUACGUAUAUUUCGAUUUUUUAUUGCUGAUUUAUCAUUUAAUCUUGCAUUUGAAUAUGAAAAAUUGAAAAAUAAAAGUGAAAAAAUUCUUAUACUUUAUCGUGGACUAAAAAUGGAAGAAGAAGAACUUAAAACUUUAAAACUAAAUGAAGAAUUUAUUGUUUAUGCAAAUGAAUCAGAAGUUUUAUUCGAUCCUGGAUCAACAUUCGAAAUAAUUUCUGUUAAAGAAGAUUUUCAAUUAAAUCUAUCGUUAAUUAAAUUAAAAGCUAGUAAUAAAGAAACAAAAAUUGCUAAAGAAUAUAUUGAACUUAAUAGAAAAGAAGAAGAAGAAACAAGUAUUGAACUUAUAUUUGGUAAAUUACUAGCUGACAUGGGACAAUAUGAUCAAGCAUUAAAAUAUUUUCAAAAUUUGUUAUUAGAUGAUCAUACAGAAAAGGAUGAUAUUGCAACAAUUAAUAAUCUAAUUGGAACGAUUUAUUAUCAUAAAGGUGAUUUUAAACAGGCACUUCAAUACUAUGAACUGGCUUAUAACCUAAUGAUGAAUAAUAAACCAAUAAGAAUGAAAGAUUCAGUAAAACCAUUGACAAAUAUAGGUCUUGUUUAUCAUCGAAAAGAUCAAUACGAUCGUGCAUAUGAAUUAUAUAUGAAAUCUUUAGCAAUAUAUAAUAUAUAUUAUGGAAGAGAACAUAUAAAAUCAACCAAAAUACUUAUGAAUAUUGGUAAUAUAUAUACAGAAACUCGAAAAUAUAAUCAUGCAUUGCAAUAUUAUCAAAAUGUUCUAAAAAGUUAA
Molecule: messenger RNA, 870 nt
Organism: Rotaria sp. Silwood1
Lineage: Eukaryota; Metazoa; Rotifera; Eurotatoria; Philodinida; Philodinidae
Source: the annotation of a GenBank genome assembly